CUUCUCUGGGGAGCCGCGCUGGCUACCGCCCAGACCGUCUACUUCAUUCGACACGGCGAGAAGCCCGCUGACGACGACGAUCCCAAUUUGAGCGCCCAGGGAGUGCAGCGCGCUCAGUGCUUGAGGAACGUUUUCGGUGCCGGCUCCCAGUAUAACAUUCAGUACAUCAUCGCCGAGAAGCCCAAGGAUGGAAAGCGGAUUCGUGCUCUCAACACCGUUACUCCUCUGGCCAAUGACCUUGGUUUGACCGUCGACACAAGCUGCGGCAAGACCAAGUCCGACUGCGUUGCGGACCUUGUCGAUGACUACAAGGGCUCUGGCAACAUUCUCAUCUGCUGGGAGCACAGCGAGCUUACUAACAUUGCCAAGUCUCUGGGCGACAAGAAGGCCCCCGAUUAUCCUGACGAUUCGUUUAACUUGAUCUGGACCGACCCUCUUCCUUAUGAUAACAUUACUAGCAUUACGUCCGAGAACUGCCCUGGCUUGGAU
This is a messenger RNA of Trichoderma citrinoviride, 489 nucleotides long. RefSeq lists its product as hypothetical. The transcript has 3 exons. The annotation marks the transcript as partial. Lineage: Eukaryota; Fungi; Ascomycota; Sordariomycetes; Hypocreales; Hypocreaceae. The record is from RefSeq and is a predicted model, not a curated record.